AAAUUAGGACAUAGUGAAAAACAAACACAGGCACUCUGCUUUCAUUUUUGUGCUUCACUCCUCUCUUCCCUUCUCUUUUACCAAAUAUUUUCUUUCAUUUUCUUUGUGGACAAACAUCACCAUACUAUCAUCCUCUUUAUAGAGGAUCUCACGCAUUAAAAACCAAUUAAGCUUCUUUUUUCCUCAUCUGUGGUGAAAAAAGUUUUUUUUUUUUUUUCCCCUCUUUAAUUAAAGAAAAAAAGAAAAAGAAGAGGAAGAGUACUCGAGGGUUUGCACUGUUAGAUGAAUGCAAACCUUUUAUGCAAUUCUGGGCAGUUUCAUAAAUUUACUGUUCUUCUGGGUUUCUGAAUUUUCCAGGGGUUGAUCAGCAAAAGCCAUUUUCUUUCUUUAGUGUUUAUGAAAAUUCUUGUUGCUGAUCAUCAACCUAGGUGGAUAAAUUCACAGUUUUCCGAGUAAAUGUAACAAAUUAAGGUUUUUAUUUUUAUUUUUAUUUUUUUUAGCCCCGGAAAAAUCGCCGUUUUCGGUUUAUACGAAUUCUUUUCUGUUUGUUUGUUUGUUUGUUUUUAUUUUUUUUCAAAGAGAAAGAGAAAAGAUGAGUCAGAUGUCUCAGACUAAGAGUCGUUUCGGAACGAGUCAAGAAUUGCUGAAAGCGUCGAACUUUUUCGCUUUCCCAGAGAAACCGGCCGAUUUAAUCUCGCUGUUCAUGCGGGCAGGCCUAUUAGUCUGCCUCGUCUCCUCCAUUAUCCUCGCUCUCUACUCUGCUUUCUUCACACGGUCUCAGUGGUUCGUCCCACCCGAUUUGAAUCGCACAUCCCGAGACGUUUCAGUCGGAGAAUCGGGACCCACAAACAUCUCCCACAUCCUUUUCGGUAUCGGAGCCUCGGUGAAGACAUUGCCGAAACGCAGGCCGUACAUGGAGCAAUGGUGGGUCCCAAACGCCACUCGCGGUUACCUCUGGUUGGACGAAGAACCCAAGGAGGAGAAACAAAAAACCGGUCCGAUUCCGUAUCGGGUUUCUGAAGACUGGACCCGGUUCAGGUACUUGAGCUCUCAAUCGGCCGUACGAAUCGCCCGAAUCGUUUUGGAGAGUUUCAAACUGGGUUUGCCGAACGUGAGGUGGUUCGUAAUGGGAGACGAUGAUUCGGUGUUUUUCACUGACAACUUGGUUUCGGUGUUAGCGACAUACGAUCACAAUCAGAUGUACUACAUUGGUGGGAAUUCCGAGAGCGUGGAACAGGAUGUGUUGCAUUCCUACGACAUGGCGUUUGGUGGAGGGGGUAUCGCUGUCAGUUAUCCGUUGGCAGCCAAGCUGGUCAACAUUAUCGACGGUUGUCUGGACAGGUACUACAGAUUCUACGGCUCUGAUCAAAGGAUCUGGGCAUGUAUCAACGAGAUCGGUGUGCCCCUCACCCAACAAGAUGGGUUCCACCAGUUGGAUAUUAGAGGAGACCCAUAUGGUCUUCUAGCAGCACACCCAUUGGCACCACUUGUGUCCCUUCACCAUCUUGACCAAUUUGAACCCAUUUUCCCAAACCAGACCCAAAUGGACUCAUUCAAGUCCCUAAUGAAGGCAUACCGGGUCGACCCGAGCCGAAUCCUACAGCAAUGCUUUUGCUAUGACAGAAAGCGUAAAUGGUCAAUAUCAAUUUCAUGGGGCUACACUCUCCAGAUUUACCCUUCAAUGGUACCCGUUUUGGAGCUCCAGAGACCAUUUCAGACGUUCAAAACUUGGAGGAGUUGGAGUAAUGGACCUUUCACAUUCAAUACCCGACCCAUGAGUUCUAACCCGUGUCAACGACCCGUUAUUUAUUUUCUGGACCGAGUUGAGGAGACGAGUACUAAGAGUGGAAGUCUCUCCAUUUAUAAGAGGUUUGUGGCUAAGGAUGGGAAGCAAUGUAAUAGAGAAGAUUAUGGCCGUGUAAUGACAGUGCAAAGAAUUAUAGUUUCCUCCAUAAAGAUGGACCCGGCUAAUUGGAAGAAGGCUCCACACAGAAAAUGCUGUGAGAUUAUGGACCGUGGAAGCAUAAAGAAUGGUGACAUGCGGAUUAGAAUUAGAAAUUGCAGAGCAAAGGAAACUAUUACGGUAUAAAAGGGUCUUUUUCUUUUUUUCUUUUUUUUCAAUUAUAGCAUGGAGGAUGGUUUAUUAGCAUUAGAUGUGAGAUAUUGGAGAAUUUACGUUCGAGUAAAUAAUUCAGUUAACAAUAUUAAAGCGAACGAAGAUUAAAGAAACAAAGAUGCAGCUUAAAUUGGAUAAUUCAAUUUGAAGAAACUUUCCCCUUUUUGUUUUCUAGUUGUAAUUUUUCAUGAGUUUCAGUCCAGGAAGAACAACUUU
Molecule: messenger RNA, 2332 nt
Organism: Ziziphus jujuba (common jujube)
Lineage: Eukaryota; Viridiplantae; Streptophyta; Magnoliopsida; Rosales; Rhamnaceae
Exons: 3
Coding region: 593-2089 (498 amino acids)
Molecular function (GO): acetylglucosaminyltransferase activity
Source: RefSeq, a predicted model, not a curated record